Vicia villosa (hairy vetch) is the source of this 1315-nucleotide messenger RNA. RefSeq names its product NADH-cytochrome b5 reductase-like protein. Gene Ontology annotation, molecular function: cytochrome-b5 reductase activity, acting on NAD(P)H. NCBI's taxonomy places the organism in Eukaryota, Viridiplantae, Streptophyta, Magnoliopsida, Fabales, Fabaceae. The transcript has 13 exons. The coding region runs from base 81 to 1058 and encodes 325 amino acids. The record is from RefSeq and is a predicted model, not a curated record.
UAACUGAUGAGUUUGGUUAAACCCCGUGUUGUCUUGUUGUAGAGUCUGCUUCUUAUUUCAUUCACCAUUUCUGAUUCGACAUGGCGGCUUUCUUAAGGAAGGUAGCAAGGGCCACUCCGAUCUCAUUCGGUGCCCAUUCCAAAUCCUCCCGUACCAAUUUCCACCUACCCUUCACCGCUCUCGCCGCCAUUUCCGGCGGAUUCUCCUACCUUUACUACUCUUCCUCUCCCAAUCUGGUUCACUCGGAUCAAAUUGGAGAUGAGGAAAUUAAGACUAAAAAUAUCGCACUGAUUCCUGAUAAAUGGGUUGAAUUUAAGCUGCAAGACACUGCCAGGGUCAGUCAAAAUACUCACUUAUACAGGUUUUCGAUUGAUCCCACUAAGAAGUUGGGUUUGGAUGUUGCUUCUUGCAUUCUUACGAGGGCUCCAUUGGGACAAGAUGCUGAAGAAAAACCAAAAUAUGUCAUUCGUCCGUAUACUCCUAUAUCAGAUCCAGAAUCUGCAGGAUAUUUUGAUUUGUUAAUCAAGGUGUAUCCCGAAGGAAAAAUGAGCCAGCAUUUUGCAAGCUUAAAACCAGGUGAUGUCGUUGAAGUGAAAGGGCCCAUUGAAAAGUUUAGAUAUACCCCUAAUAUGAAGAAGAAUAUUGGCAUGAUUGCUGGAGGCUCAGGAAUUACUCCCAUGCUUCAAGUAAUUGAGGCUAUAUUGAAGGAUUCUGAUGACAAAACUCAGAUAUCAUUGCUUUAUGCUAAUGUCUCCCCAGAUGACAUACUGCUUAAACAGAAGCUUGACAUUCUAGCCGCAACCCACCCAAAUCUAAAGGUAUUCUACACAGUAGAUAAUCCGACAAAAAAUUGGAAAGGAGGUGUGGGUUACAUAUCGAAGGAUAUGGCUGUAAAAGGCUUACCUAGUCCUAGCGACGAUACUCUUAUACUUGUGUGUGGUCCUCCUGGAAUGAUGAAACAUAUAUCCGGUGAAAAGGCGAAGGACUGGACACAAGGAGAGCUGGCUGGCAUACUCAAAGAGGCUGGGUACACCGAACAAAUGGUUUACAAAUUUUGAGAAAUUUUGGUUCCUUGCUUGCAUCUAAUUGAUUGCUACAAAAUUCGUGGUUUACAAAUUUUGAGAGAUUUUGUUUCUAGCAUGUUAAGCGUGCAUGACCGCAGCAAAAUUUGCCUCAUGUUAUUUCUGAAAGAUGCAGAUGAAAAUUCUAACAUGAAAUAAGUGGAUAGAGAAUCCUGAUGUUGUUUCUGAAAGAUGCUGAUGGAAAUUCUAACUUGAAACAUGAAAUAAAUCCAGAAUUUGCAGUGGAUAGAGAA